This is a messenger RNA of Thamnophis elegans (Western terrestrial garter snake), 1611 nucleotides long. RefSeq names its product vomeronasal type-2 receptor 26-like. The transcript is spliced from 6 exons. Gene Ontology annotation, biological process: G protein-coupled receptor signaling pathway. Gene Ontology annotation, cellular component: membrane. Gene Ontology annotation, molecular function: G protein-coupled receptor activity. The record is from RefSeq and is a predicted model, not a curated record. Bases 1 to 1611 code for a protein of 536 amino acids. Lineage: Eukaryota; Metazoa; Chordata; Lepidosauria; Squamata; Natricidae.
AUGGCGAUCAAAGUGAAUGCCCUCAAGUGCCCAGAGGUUGAUGCUUUUCCAGUUCCACAUGAAUGGUAUCAACCAGGUGAGGUCCUCAUUGGAGGGAUGGCUUCACAGAUCAUCUAUGCCUUCAGUGAGCAUUUGUUUUAUGAACAUCCAUCUCAGGAGCUCUAUGAAUUUUCAGACUACAACAAUCCUAGGAUGACCUAUCGGACCACUUUGGACCUAUUGUUCAAAGCAGAUAGAUUUUUCCCUAACUACCAAUGUGGACUUCAGAAAAACCUCUUGGCCAUUAUUGGAGGACUUGGAUCAGAUACUUCAUCCCAUAUGGCAGAAAUUGUACAGCUCUACAAAGUUCCACAGCUCCACCUCUUUCUUCAAGGCCUUUCUUUCAACAACUCAGCAGGACAAGUAGUGUCCUUUAAUGAGAAGAGGGAAGUUGCAGGUGGAUUUAGUGUCACCAAUAUGAUUGCAUUUCCAAACAGAUCCAUCCGGAGUGUGAAAGUUGGAAAGUUAGAUCCUGAUGCUUCUUAUGGAAAUGAAUUGAUCAUUAAUGAAAAUCUGAUAGAAUGGCACAAAGGUUUUAAUCGGGUUCUUCCAGUUUCUCUGUGCAAUGAAUACUGUCACCCUGGAUAUUGGAAGAGAACAUCUGAAGAGAAAAGCUUCUGCUGCUAUGAUUGUGUGCCAUGUCCACAAGGGAAGAUUUCAUACAAGAUAGAUGCAGAAGAUUGUUUCAAAUGUCCUGAAGGUCAGUAUCCAAGCAUGGAGCAAGAUCGAUGCCUUAACAAAACAAUGAGUUUCCUGUCCUUUGAAGAACCUUUAGGACUCAAUCUGGCCUCAGCUUCUGUUUGCUUCUCCCUCAUGACAAUCAGUGUGCUUGGAAUUUUCCUUAAGCGUAGAGAUACCCCCAUUGUCAAGGCCAACAACCGGGACCUCACUUACACACUACUCAUUGCCCUUCUGCUCUGCUUUCUCUCUUCCUUGUUAUUCCUUGGUCAGCCAGGGAAAGUAACCUGCCUUCUCCGGCAACCAGCAUUCAGCAUCAUCUUCUCAGCUGCUGUUUCUUGUGUGUUAGCUAAAACUAUUACUGUGGUUGUAGCUUUCGUGGCUACUAAGCCAGGAUCUUCAAUGAGAAAAUGGGUGGGGAAAAGAUUGUCCCUUGCCAUUGUCUUUUCUUGUUCUCUUCUUCAAGCAGGUCUUUGCAUCCUGUGGUUGGCAACCUCUCCUCCAUUCCCUGAGUUAGACAUGCACUCCCUUAUAGAAACCAUGAUUUUGCAAUGCAAUGAAGGCUCCAUCUUCAUGUUCUAUUGUGUGCUGGGCUAUCUGGGCUUCUUGGCUAUUGCCAGCUUUGUUGUGGCUUUCCUUGCCCGUAAUUUACCUAACAGCUUUAAUGAAGCCAAGUUCAUCACUUUCAGCAUGUUGGUCUUCUGCAGUGUAUGGAUCUCCUUUGUUCCAACUUAUCUGAGCACCAAAGGAAAAGCCAUGGUGGCCGUGGAGAUCUUCUCCAUCUUGUCCUCCAGUGCUGGGUUAUUGGGCUGCAUCUUCUUCCCAAAAUGCUUCAUCAUUGUGUUGAGGCCAGAACUAAAUAACAGGCACAAACUAAUCAAAAGGAAUAAUUAA